UUUGAAGCUGCAUUCAGUCUUCAUAUUGAACUCAAACUGAACAUUUCGUGAUCACCAAAUCCAAUUUUAUUUAAAUUAAACCAUAGUUUUGAAAUUUUUAAUACAAUCCAAAAAAUGGGCCAUUUACAAUACAUUAUUGGACUAUCCCUUUUUCUCGUUUUAGUGUGUUUCAAAUCAAGUAACGCCAUUAAAUGUUACCAGUGUAACAGUUACGCUGAUAAGAGAUGUAGCGACACCGAUAUCGCCAAAUACAAGACUGAGUUGGAGAUGGAUUGCCCUAACUCAUCGCCCCCAGGAAGUGCCCCCGGAACCAAGUACAAAUUGUGUCGAAAAAUCAAACAAGUGAUUGAUUUCGAAGUCAAUGGAUUGCAACCUGAAAGUCGCAUAAUCAGGACCUGUGGUUGGGACGACUCCACUUAUAAGAAUAAAUGUUAUCAAAGGUCGGGUUUUGGGGGCCGUCAAGAAGUGUGCGCUUGUGAGGAAGACGGUUGUAAUAGCAGCAGCACAAUUUACGCUUCCGUUGCGUUACUAAUGGGCCUAUUAAUUGUCCAUCUGUGAGGUGUUGGAGUUGAUUUUUUGCUCAUUGCUCUUCAACAAUAACAUUUUUUUUAUAAUAAAUGUAAUUCAUGAUCAGUUUGCUAAUUGCUCGAACUGUUUUCGGUGUGGAAUUGAAUUUGUUUAUAGUGUUUGUUGGAUACAAUAUAGGAAAGUACAUAAUAUACCGUGCGAUCAAAUAAAAAUUAAUUAGAGUAGGCGUCGAUUAAAUUCUACAGUUGGCAACACAUUGGCUGGGAAUCUGGGCUGGAAAUUUUCCACACGAACUGAAAAAUGACCACCGUUUUCCUCUUGUACAGCAAUAAAAAUUUUCUGCUCUAAAGUGAACAUUAUUUCACUCAAAAGGAAUAAAACGCAAACUUGCACGUCAAAGAUUCCGUUGACAUUUCAUGUCAAAAAUCAGGAUUGCCAUCUGAAGGACUUUAAUCAACACCUACUCUAUUUUUUUUUUGAUCGCACGGUAUUUGUUUCUUGAGUAAGCACAACGUUAACAAGCAACAAUAUCAUUGUAGUACAAGUUUAUAAAUCUUGUUAUUAGACAUGCUAGAAAAUGAUUUAAAAUUUAAUAACUGUAGUGCAAGAAUAAAACGCAGUUUGGGUGAUGAUGAUGUUGUCACUUCGCUGCUGUUUGAUAAAUAAAUUUUAAAUCAAUUUGUUUAGAAAAACCGAAUCGGUUUGGUUCGUGUAGAUAUAGUCGUCUGAUUUAUUCAUAAUCGGUUGCUUUAACGUUAGAUGUAAAUAAUUUACUGCCAAAAAAUUAUCUAUAAAAUCAUUUGACGAGAUUGUUAAUCAUAAUAAUAGACUAACGUUACUGUUAUAUUAUUUUUAGAUGCACAACUAUAAUCUUAAGAAAUCAAUAAAAGAUUGAUUUUAAACCGGUUCCAUCCUAACCCCCCCCAAAUCUGAGGUUACAUAACCACCACAAAUAUACAUUUAAAAAUGUAAAAUAAAUAUAACUACCAAACUA
This is a messenger RNA of Tribolium madens (black flour beetle), 1522 nucleotides long. RefSeq lists its product as uncharacterized. The transcript is spliced from 3 exons. Lineage: Eukaryota; Metazoa; Arthropoda; Insecta; Coleoptera; Tenebrionidae. Gene Ontology annotation, biological process: sleep; regulation of synaptic transmission, cholinergic; positive regulation of voltage-gated potassium channel activity. Bases 115 to 558 code for a protein of 147 amino acids. The record is from RefSeq and is a predicted model, not a curated record.